AUGGCGCAACAAGGUCCGGUGAAUGUCCCAGGGGCGGCACCUCGCCGCAUUGUGGAGGGGGUGCUCGUGCAGAGGCGUGCGGAGGUGCAAGUUCCGCCGCUGGCAGCGCUCUGCGAGCGACCCCUGCCAUAUCCGAAGCAGAAGCUGAUCGUUCCGGGAAAAGAUGCCAAGCCUUCAAGCCCCAGCAGCCCUGCGAAAUCCGAUGUGCCUCCGGACCGUGACAUCAUGGAUGCCUUCAUAGAGGAGAUGAACUUCGCACCCAAGCAGAAGUUGCUGGAGGUACCAGGAAGUGGCAAAGAAGCUCGCUCUGCAAGCCCAGGCAGCCCAGGCAGUGGGGAUGGUGAGGAGGAGGACCUGCCCGAAAGCCUGAGCAGCAGCCGGGCUUCCUCGGCAGAGCCGAGCAAGCAGAGGGCCAAGCAACAGCUCGCUGAGCUUCUGGACAUUUGGCGUGUCAGGCGCCACUCCACCGAGCCUCUCAUGGAGGAAGAGAGGCAGCGCAUUGAGAGGGUCCUCUUUGAGACUAUGCCCCCGGACCGGGUGAGCAUUGUGGAGAUUCGCCGUGUGGUGAAGCCUGGGCUGCUUCGCAGGUUCUGCGAAGAGGAACGAGAAUCCCUGAUGAAGCAGGCCAACCAGCAGAAGACCCACAAGCAGUUCAUGCUCUUGCACGGCACGCGCUGGGACUACGCUCCGCUGAUACUGGAAAACGGCCUGGACCCAACAUGCGGCCAUCUCACAAAGGGGACGUGGCUUGGAGGAAUCGCAGAAAAGGCACAUUCCUACGCAGCCAAAGGACCUGGCCCAGAAGUUGAGGGUGAUGGCCCGGCAGGCUACCGCCUCUUCACCUUGUUCGUGGUAGCCGCUGUACCAGACAUCAGUGACGGUGAUGACGAGAGGUCGUUUGGUGUAUGGCGAGUCCAAUCUGGUCGCCGGUUGUACACGGCCUACCAGGUCAUCUACUCCGCACCAAUGGACUUGCGCAGGAAAGCGCCUUUGAUCGUUCCGCGACCCAAUAAGGCGGUGCUCCUUCGCAAGCAGAGCUAUGACAAGAUUGAGACAAGCCCUGUGCCAACAAGCCGAACUGGUCGUUGUCGGAGUGCGAGCCCCCCAAGACGCUCGACCUCUCCUGAAGUGCCUCCAGCGCUUCCGCUGGACUUGCCCCCGAAGGUGGCGACCACCGCAAAGGAGGCGGAUUUUGCCGCCAGCAGUUGGCCGCUGGACGGCAUGCGUUUGGGUGGCCUGCGCCCCUGCACUUCCCCUGCCCUCAAGGUGCAUCAGCCGGCGCCCGAUCCUCGGGCGGUCUACCGCCGCACCUCAGCCCCGAAGCUGGUGGAAGCGACAGGUCCGAGUACUUUGGGCAGCAAGGGAGUGACAGAGCACCGGGCCACACCAAGCCCAGCCUCUCGAAGCCCAAGCACGCAAUCGCCGAGCCCAAGGCCUUCUCGCACUUCUCCUGCCCUGAAGGUCCGACAGCCAGAGAGGCCACCUCCAAGCCCACGCACCCAGGCACGACCGGUGGUCGAAGUCCCUCUACCAACAGCCAAAUGGGAGGUUCUGUUGGAUGAUGGAUGGGUCCCUUUCCUUCCCGGAGCCCGAUUCAAAGAUGAUGCAGGCACGAAGGUGAGCAUUUGUCACGGCCAGUUCUGGUACACACUCACCUUCGAUGCCAACGGCACUACAGGGAAGCAGGCAAACCAGCGCACCGGUAAAGUUCGUCAACUUCGCAGGGUGCCCGAGCCUGGGGCCAGCAUAUCAAACGAAGAGACUGCAGCGACCACCGAGCAGAAUGCUCCAGAGUCUGAGCUAAAGCCGGCAGUGGCGGCAGGUGGCUGGGGAUUCCCCAGCUUGCUGAGUUCUAACUCUCCUGUUAAACAGGCGGUUUAG
Symbiodinium natans is the source of this 1881-nucleotide messenger RNA. The record is from the annotation of a GenBank genome assembly. Lineage: Eukaryota; Dinophyceae; Suessiales; Symbiodiniaceae.